UAAACUUUUACUAUCUCUUUUAUAUCCUAUAUCCUAUAAUAAUAAAAGUUGUCCCAUGAUAAAAAUAAAUCUUUGAAACAACUCCAAUUGCAAAUCCUAAGAAAAAAAAAUUUUAAAAUUGCAUCACAAUUAUAUCUCUGGUUUUUUCUUGUUCCCAUCAAUCCAGACACCCCACAUCAUCCCUCCAAGCCUGAAAGAAAGAAAGCCAGGGAGAGACACCUCCCCCUUUCCUCAGGUUCAUCCAAAAUAAUUCAGAAAAUAUUGUUUGAUUUAUUCAGAUUAUAUGAUAUGAUAUAGAAUCCAAAGAAAACCCAGCUACUACACCACCUUCCUUUUCUUUUCUAACCUUCUUAUUUUUUUAAAAAAAAAUUGUUUUAACAAUUUUUUUUUUGAAAGUUACUCUCCAACAAAACCAUUACAGAUCAGUUAGAUAACCCUUUUUUUUUCCUUUCAAUUUCCAUGAUGGAUCUCUCUUAACAAAUCAAAAAGCUCUAAUCUUUGCUUUCAGGUUUCUGGGUAACAUUAUUUUCUGUCCUUCCCUCUAUUUUUAGCUGCAUUCUCAAUUUAUAGAGCUCAGAUUUUUGUGGGUUUUUUUUUUUUUUUUUUUUUUUUUUUUCAUUUUUUGUCAUAAAGCUUCAAUCUUUUCAAAAUUUGUAGAAUUCCAAGAUUAUUUUUUUUAUUGUAAUCCUUUUGAAAUUGAACGGAAAAUGGAGGGUUUUUAAGGUGGUUAAAGGUAGUUGUAAUUCAAAUUCAUGCUAUAUAGAUCUGAGUUUAUAUCCAAAUUAUUCGUCUUUUUUGUGGAAUUUUGGAUCCACUUCUAAAUUUAGCAACAUUUAGCUUUAUAUUUGCAUGUUCUGGUGCUAAGGUUAGCUAAUCAACAUAACCCUUUAAUGCAAGAUCUGAAUUUUCUUUUUUGUUUCCACUUUCUCACGGUGUAGCAUCAUACAUUCCAUAGUUUGUUUUCUGGGUUCUUUUAGUUUGAUGUCUAUGAUUCCUAGGUUAUGAUAGAGAUGUUUAAUGUUGUGGCCUCUUUAAGGGAUAUGAGUUUGAUGUGUUUGGAUUGAUUCUACUUGAAAAUAUUGAUUUAAAGUGUGCACCAUGUUGAAGCAAAUCCUUAGUAAGAUUCCUAGGAAAUCCCUUAAAUCAGAUAAUGUUGAACCAGUUUUGAACAACAAUUUAAAUGGUUCAGGCAAUGGCACUCCGAGGGGACAGAAUGGCAAUGUUGCUUCAGGCAAAGCAAAUGCCACGAAGCGGACAUCGUCUGCUGUGUUCCCAACGAGCGUGGUUGCAGGAAUUGAACCCCUUGUGUCAUUCAAGGAUGUUCCGAAUUCAGAGAAGAUGAAUUUGUUCCUUAGUAAGUUGAACCUUUGUUGUGUGACCUUCGAUUUCUAUGAUCCUAGUAAGAAUACUUCGGAGAAGGAUGUUAAGCGGCAAACAUUGAUUGAACUUGUGGAUUUUGUUGCCUCAGGGCCAUCUUCUAAGUUCCCUGAGCCUGCUAUAUUUGCUAUGUGUAGAAUGUGUGCUGUUAACCUCUUUCGGGUUUUCCCUCCGAAUUAUAGGUCUAGUGGGGGUGGGGGUGGUGGUGAAAACGAUGAUGGUGAACCCAUGUUUGAUCCUUCUUGGACACAUUUGCAAAUUGUGUAUGAUUUGUUGCUUAAGUUUAUUACUUCACCAUCAUUGGAUGCAAAGGUAGCAAAGAAAUACAUAGAUCAUUCGUUCAUAUUGAAGCUACUUGAUCUUUUUGAUUCUGAGGAUCCUAGGGAAAGAGAGUGUCUAAAGACUAUCCUUCAUAGGGUUUAUGGUAAAUUCAUGGUCCAUAGGCCGUUUGUUCGAAAAGCUAUGAGCAAUAUAUUCUACCGGUUUGUGUUUGAGACUGAGAAACAUAAUGGAAUUGCAGAAUUGUUGGAAAUCUUUGGGAGUGUUAUUAGUGGGUUUGCCUUGCCCUUGAAAGAAGAGCACAAGAUGUUUUUGUGGAGAGCUUUGAUUCCACUGCAUAAACCAAAAUCUUUAGGUACUUACUUUCAGCAACUGUCCUACUGUAUUACACAGUUUAUAGACAAGGAGCCGAAGUUAACUAGCACAGUAAUUAAAGGCUUGCUAAAGUACUGGCCGAUCACAAAUAGCCAGAAGGAAGUCAUGUUCUUGGGUGAGCUGGAAGAGAUAUUGGAAGCCACAAACAUGCUAGAAUUCCAAAAGGUUAUGAUUCCGUUGUUCUCACGAGUUGCCUGUUGUAUCAAUAGCUAUCACUUUCAGGUGGCUGAAAGGGCGCUUUUUCUAUGGAAUAACGAUCAAAUUCUCAAUCUAAUUGGUCACAAUCGAGGCGUGAUCCUUCCUAUAAUCUUCCCAGCUCUGGAGAGGAAUGCCCAAAGCCACUGGAACCAGGCAGUUCUCAACCUAACCUUAAACGUGAGAAAAAUAUUCCAGGAAAUGGACGAGCCACUCUUUCAUGAGUGUCAAAUGCAGUUCAGAGAGGACGAGGCUAAGCUAUCCUUGAUUGUAGAGCAGCGGAAAGCAAAUUGGGAGCGCUUAGAGAGUGCGGCUGCUAGUCUGCAGCCAAUAACUGGAAACAUAGCUGUUCUAGUAUCGCCUUGUGCCCCUUCAAUCACCUGCUAGUAAGUGGAAAGCGGAAAAAGUGCUUGUAGUUUGGUUCUCUUUGUUGAUCAUAUAGUUUGUUAUAGGAGAACCAGAAGGAAUGUAUGAAAGAUGAAAAGGAGGCUGAAUUCACAAGGGUACUUUUUUAAAUAAAUUGCCCUUGUGAAUCAAGUCUUGUUAUUGUAACUUGCUUUUGAUCUUCUUGUGAUACUUUAUCUUUUAUGUCAUCUUCUGUAACUGAUUAAUUGGGUUAUGACCUAAGUCAAGUUAGUAGUAACUAGUAAGAAAAGGGGUUUGCCCAUUUCCUAGCAAAUGUAAAAAGCCUCUUGUUUCCAUGGAAUUUACAUGAUGGAUGAAUUUCUCUUUUUUUUGU
Amaranthus tricolor (Joseph's coat) is the source of this 2965-nucleotide messenger RNA. Its product is annotated as serine/threonine protein phosphatase 2A 57 kDa regulatory subunit B' kappa isoform. The record is from RefSeq and is a predicted model, not a curated record. Lineage: Eukaryota; Viridiplantae; Streptophyta; Magnoliopsida; Caryophyllales; Amaranthaceae. Gene Ontology annotation, biological process: signal transduction. Gene Ontology annotation, cellular component: protein phosphatase type 2A complex. Bases 1099 to 2613 code for a protein of 504 amino acids. The transcript has 2 exons. Gene Ontology annotation, molecular function: protein phosphatase regulator activity.